Molecule: messenger RNA, 4770 nt
Organism: Oncorhynchus gorbuscha (pink salmon)
Lineage: Eukaryota; Metazoa; Chordata; Actinopteri; Salmoniformes; Salmonidae
Product: protein CBFA2T3-like
Biological process (GO): DNA-templated transcription; negative regulation of DNA-templated transcription
Cellular component (GO): nucleus
Molecular function (GO): transcription corepressor activity
Source: RefSeq, a predicted model, not a curated record
CUGGCCCGGCCACAGACACAGCUGGUUCCUGCCAGAGGAAGCCCCAACGGAGGCCGAGGCCUGGUGUCUACCGCUAUCACAACCCAGCAGCACUGUUUACCUUCCCCUGGGGAACCACCCCUUUCACACGGUGGGGACAGGACUCACACACAGACAUAUACACACACCGUGUUACAGAUGCACAGUCGCGGCUCACACGGGCGCCACUGCUCUGCUUUCCCCGUGUGGACUAGAGGAGGGUUCAGGCCAGUGCACUGCCCCACAGCCGGAACAACGAGGAAACGAGGAGCCACGAGGCUAGCUGACCUCCCCCUGCCACUCACACACACACACACUAUUACCUCACACACUCCUGUUGAGGGAGUCGGAGAAAGAGAAGGAGAGAUAGAGACUACUGGGUGGAGAGAAAGAGCAUCGGACACAGAUAAUUACACAAGUCUGAUGGCGCUGUGAUCCAUGUGAAGUGACGUGUCGUGGACGGGACAAAAGUAUGAAGUAAAGGAAGAGUCAUUUGAAGACUGUGUUAGCUGCAUAAAGUUAAAAGGAAGUUCCGUUUUUUUUUCUCUCUGUCUGGCAGCCAUGUGAUCUGGCGGUGCUGGGCUCAUGUUCUAAUCAUCAAAGCCAGAGGACUCACUCUGUGAUCUCCCCAGGCCUGGAUGAGUCAGUCAGUCAGUCAGUGGUCAGUCAGUCAGUCAGUCAGUCAGUCAGUCAGUCGGUCAGUACCCUGAGCACACAGGAGAAAGGACAUCAACCCUCCGGUCUACACACUGACCACAGAGAGAAAGAAAGAUAGACCUAUCAACUUGUGCGGUUUAGUGUGUCCCCUGACCAGUCAAGAGUUCUAAAACACACAGAGGACAGGACAACGUUGUGGAUUACUGCUGGGGGGAGGGGUGCAGAGCAUGGCUGCCGAGGUCCACCUGGAACGGCAGAGGAGGUCUGCCGCUCCUCCCAGGGUUCCCACGGUGAUGCUGACCAGUCACAGGGGGACGGUGUGCAGACGGAACCCUCACAGGCUGGAAUCUGGCAACCCCAACCUGGCAACCAGGAGCCACUGCACAGCCAACCAAGGUAGCACAGAACAGAAGGUUGGAACGAUGCCCGAUUCACCUGCUGAUGUCAAAACCCAGCCCAGGUUGACUCCGCCCACAAUGCCACCUCCACCCCCGGCCGUCAGCCAGGCACCCAAUCGCAACGCUUCAUUCACACCCACCACCAUGCUGAACGGGAGCAGUCACUCAAGUCACUCGCCCACGUCGCUCAACGGGGCGCCCUCUACACCCAACGGCUUCAGCAACGGCCCCGCCAUGUCGUCCACCGCCUCCCUGUCCAAUCAGCAGCUGCCGCCGGCCUGCGGCGCCCGCCAGCUCUGCAAGCUCAAGCGCUUCCUCACCACGCUGCAGCAGUUCGGCAACGACAUCUCGCCCGAGAUCGGAGAGCGGGUCCGCAGUCUGGUGCUGGGCCUGGUGAAUUCCACCCUGACCAUAGAAGAGUUCCACUCCAAACUCCAGGAGGCUACCAACUUCCCGCUGCGUCCCUUUGUCAUUCCGUUCCUCAAGGCGAACCUGCCCCUGCUUCAGAGGGAGCUCCUCCACUGUGCACGGAUGGCCAAGCAGACUCCCGCCCAGUAUCUGGCCCAGCAUGAGCAGCUGCUGCUGGAUGCCAACGCCAGCUCGCCCCUGGACUCCUCUGAGAUCAUGAUGGAGAUCAACGAGCAUGGCAAGAGGAGGACCCCCGACAGGACCAAAGACUCGGAGAGAGACGGGCACCAGCCGGAGCACCUGGCCAAGCGGCCCUGCACCAUCAGCCCCAGCCAGCGCUUCAGCCCCAGCACUGGCCUCACGCACCCCCCCAACGGCCUGUCUCACCCCAACCCUCCUCCCCCCCAACACUACCGUCUGGAGGACAUGGCUCUGGCCCACCACUACCGCGACGCCUACCGCCACACAGCAGAGCACCGCGAGGCUCGGGACAGGCACCGGCAGACAGCCGUGCAUGGAGCACGCCAGGAGGAAGUGAUCGAUCACCGCCUGACAGAUCGGGAGUGGGCCGAGGAGUGGAAGCACCUCGAUAAUCUGCUCAACUGCAUCAUGGACAUGGUGGAGAAGACACGGCGGUCUCUCACGGUGCUGCGGCGUUGCCAGGAAGCCGACCGCGAGGAGAUGAACCACUGGAUCCGGCGCUACAGCGACGUGGAAGAUAUGAAAAAAGGUGGGAGCAACGGCCAGCCACGCCCUCCUCCUCCUCCUCCUCUACCUCCUCACAACUCCUCCUCCAACACUCCUAACAACGUCGAGACACCGCAGCCCAUAGAGAUUCAUAGGGACUUCCUGCACAGACCUGCGUCUGGCUACCUACCUGAGGAGAUCUGGAGGAAAGCUGGUGCUACAAGUAUCCCACUCUCCCCAGCACUGAAGCAACUCCAAAACAAGCAGGAGGAGGCAGUGAACGAGGUGAAGAGGCAGGCCAUGUCGGAGCUACAGAAGGCUGUGUCGGACGCUGAGAGGAAGGCCCAUGAGAUGAUCUCCGCUGAGAGGUCCAAGAUGGAGAGGGCGCUGGCCGAGGCCAGAAAACAGGCCUCUGAGGAUGCACUGACCGUCAUCAACCAGCAGGAGGACUCCAGCGAAAGCUGCUGGAACUGUGGACGCAAGGCCAGUGAGACGUGCAGCGGCUGCAACACGGCACGCUACUGCGGCUCCUUCUGCCAGCACAAAGACUGGGAGAAACACCACCACGUCUGUGGCCAGGGUCUACAGGGCCUCCCCGGGGGCAGCAGUGUUCCUCUGGGCACCCCCUCCUCCAGCGCACCCCCUACACACUCAGAGAGCACCCCCCCUGGUCCACUCUCCCUGCCCGGCCAGACCAGCGGUGGUGGGGGAGGCAGUCUCUCCGGGAGUCCUAAGGAGGCUAGCUCCAGCAGUGCCUCACGCUCCACCACCCCAGCGACCCCUGCACUGCUGGACGCCACCUCUCGCUGACCCCGCCCUGCCACGCCCAGUCACUCCCACUGAUGCUACAGUACAGCUGCCAUCCAUCCUAAAUGAACAGAGGAAUCUCCAUCGAUCGCACUGCACCCUUUCCUUCUUUUGUACGGCAUCUGUAGUGGUCCAUGAAUACUGCACCGCCGACUACUUCUUAGCUACCCGAAGGCCACGUUUUCUCAACUCCUCAACCUCCCCCAAAAAUCGUUCUGACUGUCUCUCAGCCACACAGACUUUCUCUCUGUCAAACUCGAAACGAGUCAAGGGGUCCACUGUUGUGUUUAGCAUGUCUAGGGCUUAAUUUACUGAAUGCUCAAAAUAAAACAAUGCAGAAGCAGAACUUCCUAUCUAUUACAACAAACAAAAAAACACACCAGACUUGGUUAUUGAACUCUGACAAUGUCGUGUGAAGAUAAGCAUUGUUAUAUGCCAGACCAACACGUGGCCUCAGUAACAUAAGCCCAGUCAAUGCUGUGUAUGUCGGGGGCUUGCAUUGCAUGAGACUCGUUAUGGUACCACACUUAUUGUGAAGAAGAGAUAUCUGAAUUUAGCACUUGGAGAGGAUUUCCCUUUAACACAGCAGGAGUGGGAUGACUCUUAACCCCCAGCAUGUGCACUAACAGCCCAGACCUCUGAGAGAUGGAUAGAUAGAUGCGUCUAUAGAACAGGCUCCUCUGUGUACUGGGCCAUGGACAUGUCCUGGUUGAGGUCCCCUAUCUAAGAAGCCAGACACCAGUCCGGAAACCCCUGUUCUGAUGUAGGAGAGGGGAUAAGAUACACUCAUGGUGCGAUUUUGUUUCCCCCUCAGAAACUCUUCCAUAGUACGGCUAAUUAUUUAUCUAAUGAUUCAUUUUUGGGCUUUAAGGAAGACAAAGAAAAGUCCAAAUAUUCUAAACAAAUAAUAAUAAGAAAAAUAAUAAAAAAAUAAAAAAAGUGAACUACCUUGCUAGCGAGCCAAGAAAAUGACACCGGACUCACCUCUCUGUACCGAUGUGAACCCAAAUGAAUUCAAAGAAGGAAUUUUAAAAAAACAUGAUCCAAACCUUUUUAUUACACUGCCAAAGUUACUAAGAGACAAGGAGAAGCACUCAUCUUGUAACCAAACGCAAGCAACUUCACCUCCUCAGCAGCAAAGCUCUGGGAGAUAAAGCCUGUAGAGCAACAACAGGAGUCACACUAAAACUCUAUUUUGAGUGUACUGUAGCUGGCCUCUGUCAGCCUGAAAAUACCCACAGUGAUCCACAGAGAGAGAAAUCCAGAGCAAACAUUUGAAACGCCUGCAACAAUAGACAAUUGAAAUGGGAGGACGAACCCCUGAAUGUGACAGUGAUUUAUGUAAAUGGCAACGGAAUGGACAAAGAAGCAGCUACUUGGCCUCAAAAAGAAGAUGAAAGGCAUUGGAACUGCCAAAAAUAACCUCAAAAAAACUGAUAACCUGUCCAAGCAAGCAUUGUACAGUACGGACAAGACUUUUGUUCCUAAUUAUGUUUUUUUUUAAACCUCUAUCAAGAGGAUACAUUUCAGUGAGUCGUACCUUUUCACCCUCUUUUUCCAAAGCAUGACAAAACAGACUAACGAGCCUCAUAAGCGGUGUAGACUCAGUUCUCUUCUCUCUCUCUUUCUACCUCCCCCCCACUUUCCCGUAUGUUCCUCCCUAAAACUCUCUCGUUCCUCUGUCAACCCUACCCCCUUUGGACAUAACCUCUGAGCAGAUAUCUGGGAAGGGAUCAAACCUGCUUGUAGAUAUUCCUUUCUUUGUUUCUCGAUAAAAAAAAAAUGUGUCUCUGUC